AUGUGCCUUCUUUUGGCUCGGACGGUGUCUCCUUCGCUGCGGGGUCCUAGUCCGUACCGCCCUGCGCCUCCUCGCUGCACAGUCCGUGCGCCUCCCGCCACCCUGGUGGUCCUCGGCUGCCUGGGCAGCAGGGCUCUGCUGGUCGUGGGCUUGGACCAGGGAGUGUCCGUCCUUGUGUUCAUCAGCGUGAUCCGGACCGUGUGCGUGGUGUCACUGAGCAGUGCGCGGGCCAGCUGGAGACCCUACCUGGCCUAUCUGCUGGGGCUGCUGGGGGUUCUGCUUGCACGGUAUGCUGACCGGCUCCUGCCGGCCUCAGGGACCAGCGGGACGGGGUGCUGUGGCUCUGUGACCGAGGCGAAGGAGGAGGACAUCCCUGUCUUCAAGCGGAGACGGAGGUCCAGCUCCAUAACGGCCUCGGAGAUGAUCGCUCACAGUCAGAGCAACAGCAAGUCCCACCGCAGGACUUCGCUGCCGUGCAUUCCGCGGGACCAGGUAAGACGCAUCCUGCGCGGGACAUCCGCGCUGCUCUCGCCUGUCCUUGUGCCUUCUCUGUGUAGUAGCCUCCUUCUGCUUAUGUGA
Molecule: messenger RNA, 579 nt
Organism: Knipowitschia caucasica
Lineage: Eukaryota; Metazoa; Chordata; Actinopteri; Gobiiformes; Gobiidae
Source: the annotation of a GenBank genome assembly